AUGGCGUCCCAGGCCAUCGAGUGCCACCGUGCUGGUGCAGAGGUCUUCACCAGAGACGCCACGUGCAGGAAGAAGUCCGUGGAGCUGCUGGAGGAGUUUGGCCUCCCCAACGGCAUCCUUCCAUUGGAGGACAUCCAGGAGUUCGGGUACAACCGCCACUCAGGCUUCAUUUGGCUGGUGCAGGGGAAGAAGGUGGAGCACACCUUCAAGAAGAUCAAGAAGACAGCGUCGUACGCCCCCGAGGUCACGGCAUUCAUCGAGAAGGGCAAGCUGGGGAAGAUCACUGGUGUCAAGAUCAAGGAGCUGAUGCUCUGGAUUAACAUCGUCGAGGUGUACGUCCCAGAGGCCUCGCCGGAGAAGGUCACCUCCAAGUCCAGCAGUGGUCUCUCCAAGACCUUGGAUGCCGCUGCCUUUGCACUUUGGGGAAUGAGGGAUCACCCAAUGAGACAGAAAAUUAUGGGCACGUGA
This is a messenger RNA of Miscanthus lutarioriparius, 468 nucleotides long. Lineage: Eukaryota; Viridiplantae; Streptophyta; Magnoliopsida; Poales; Poaceae. The record is from the annotation of a GenBank genome assembly.